AUGGGCUCCCUUUCCAAUCAACAUUUUACAGGGGGCUGUGCAAAGAUCGAGGAGGAAGCGACAGCCACAGACGAAGACGUGGACUCUUCUCGAGGUAGCGGCGUGUGCAAAUGGUUCAACGUGCGAAUGGGCUUCGGGUUCCUCUCCAUGAUAAAUAGAGACGGUACACCGCUCGAGGAGCCUGUCGAUGUGUUCGUUCAUCAGAGCAAACUGCACAUGGAGGGCUUCCGCAGCCUGAAGGAGGGUGAGGAGGUAGAGUUCACCUUUAAGACGUCCUCCAAGGGCCUGGAGUCCAUGAGGGUGACGGGGCCGGGGGGAGCGCCGUGUGUGGGCAGCGAGAAGAAGCCAAAAGGGGCCCAGAAAAGACGCUCGAAAGGAGACAGAUGUUACAACUGUGGAGGACCUGACCAUCAUGCCAAAGAAUGCCAGUUGCCCCCUCAGCCUAAAAAGUGCCAUUUCUGCCAGAGCACCUCCCACAUGGUGGCCAACUGCCCAAUCAAAGCACAGCAGUCCUCCCCGGGCUCUCAGGGAACCAUGACCUUGCUGAGGGAGGAGGAGGAGGAGGGGCAUGCGGGGGCACCUUUGCCCCCAGAGAGCUCCGACGAAUGA
This is a messenger RNA of Hypomesus transpacificus, 609 nucleotides long. It is a transcript of the gene lin28ab, whose product is annotated as lin-28 homolog Ab. The record is from RefSeq and is a predicted model, not a curated record. Gene Ontology annotation, molecular function: zinc ion binding; nucleic acid binding. NCBI's taxonomy places the organism in Eukaryota, Metazoa, Chordata, Actinopteri, Osmeriformes, Osmeridae. The coding region runs from base 1 to 609 and encodes 202 amino acids. The transcript is spliced from 4 exons.